AUGUCUGGGGUGGUGAGCCUAUUCACUGCAUCGCUGACCACGAUUCAAACCGUGGUCAGCAAUGCCCGAACAUUGUCGAGACUCGCGCAUGAUCGUUUUCGACACUCAAGGAUCGCCCUCUGUGAUGCACCCUGCAUAUGGUAUGCGGCAAAUGCCGUGAAACUGCACUGUUACACCCACGUGGAUUCGGUAUCGGAAACGCCAGAAGAGCUGCAUGCCGAAAUCAUGCAGGUCAUGCCUGCUGGACCUCGCUUCGAGAGACCACGACACCGACGCGGCGGCAUCGUCCUGCCAUCUCAGGAGAUCGAAGUUUCCACACGACGGAAAUACACUACCGACAUCAACACCAAUCCGAAAUCCUCAUCGUCGAGCCAACCCAUCACCUCAUUAUCAAACAUCUACUACGGCACCCUCUACGCCUACACUCCCGAAGUCCUGCCCUCCGCACACCGCGGCACCGGCAACGGAAUCGCCAUCGCCUGCAACCGGAUCAUGGGAAUCAUGAGCGCAUUGGUCGGAUUGUAA
Molecule: messenger RNA, 525 nt
Organism: Dissoconium aciculare CBS 342.82
Lineage: Eukaryota; Fungi; Ascomycota; Dothideomycetes; Mycosphaerellales; Dissoconiaceae
Exons: 4
Coding region: 1-525 (174 amino acids)
Source: RefSeq, a predicted model, not a curated record